Macadamia integrifolia is the source of this 1538-nucleotide messenger RNA. Its product is annotated as gibberellin 2-beta-dioxygenase 1-like. The coding region runs from base 158 to 1342 and encodes 394 amino acids. The transcript is spliced from 2 exons. The record is from RefSeq and is a predicted model, not a curated record. Lineage: Eukaryota; Viridiplantae; Streptophyta; Magnoliopsida; Proteales; Proteaceae.
GAUUUCAUCACAAUUAUUACCGAGACUGAAAUCUUCUGACAAUUUAUUUGUAGCCGUCAGAUUCAUCCGUAGCGGGACCCAUCCUGUGUCCCACCAUUGGAACCAUGGACCUAUAAAGCAUUCCUCUCUCUCUUCCCUCCCAACGUAAAAAAACAACAUGGCGUCCUUCGCUCAAGAGCAUCAUCAUCAACAACCGUCACCAACCUCGUACGGCGCCACCAAUGCUCCGCCACCGACGCCCACACCGUCGGCACAACCCACCCGUGUCUCCGCUCCGAACGCCGCCGACGCUCUCUCCCGAUUAUUACAUCGCCUCCCUCCAACACUUUCUCUCCCUCCUCGCCUCUUCCCUCCCACUACCUCUCCUCCUCUAAUCUCCCUCUCACCAGAAAACCACCACAACCUUCCAAAUGACCUUCUCUCCUCUUCUUCCAAACUGGGUUUCUUCCAACUCACCAACCACCACAUCCCUUCCCAACUCGCUCUCUCUGCAGAACUCGAAUUGCUCUCCCUCUUCGACCUCCCCAACGACAAAAAACAACACCUUUUCCCUAAAAACUGGCCUCUCGGCUUCGACGAAGAUGAAGAAGACGAAGAAGAAGACGAAGGAGAUGGCAAUAACAAUGGAGUGUCGCUCUGCUUGUCCACACAUUGUCCUACCGAGUCAGCCGAGUUGAAGCUAUCAUCACUCACCGAGUUCACUCGGGCAUUAGAAAAAGUUGGUCUGGAGAUCGUGGAGACCCUUUCAAAAGCUAUAGGGUUUGAGAAUCCUUUGGGUUCGUCCUCUCCAUGGAGUUCAUUGGUGUGGGUUUCCGAGGGAGUUGCAGGUAAUAAACCGGUUUUUAAUGGUCGGUUCUAUCCUUAUAUAGUGGCCUUGCAGUAUCAGAUCAGGUGCAGGAAGUAUUCAUUGCUUUCAGAUUCCGGUUGGGUAUCCGUUUCGCCGGAGAUUGAUUCCGUCCUAGUUACGGUCGGCGACAUCGCUCAGGUAUGGAGCAAUGGGAAAUUGAAGAAGGUGAGAGGGACUGCGGUGGCGAGCUUAGGGGACGAAGAUAAGUCACGUAGCAUUUCAAUAUCCUUGUUACUAACUCUCCCUAUUGAGAGCACUCUCUCUCCACUCCUUCCUUCAGCAAUGACAGCGGACGGUGAUGACAACAAAGACAUUAACAGCAUCAGUGCCGGUGCCGAUGAUGCCGGCCGUGAAAAGGAGGUGCAGAGUGGUGUGGGUGAUAAGAAAGGAGAGAAGAGGGCGGCGUUCCAGUCUUUUUCUAUGGAGGAUUAUGCUUGGAGAGCUUAUCAUGAGAGGCUUUUGUUCAAGGACCCUCUCGACAGAUACCGCAUCUAGAAUUUUUGUGUAGCUUAAUUUGCUUUGUAUUAUUGAAUCAUGAUUGAAAGUUACAAAUUUCAAACUUCUUCUAGCUUUCAUUAUUUUGGUUCUCAUUUUGAUCUUGAUUUGCUUAUAAAAAAAAUUUUGGGCUGUCAUUUGAUGUUGUAGUCUUGUAGAUCCUCAUGUAGUAAAUAUAUAGUUUAUUAUGUUUGAA